CGUUUACCUCACAAGCAACAUGGCUGCACCCGCUGGAUUGCCGGACAUGUCCAACGCCAUUAUGGCGCAAGACGAAAUGGGAAGACCUUUCAUUAUUGUCAGAGAUCAAGGCAAAAAGCAGAGAAAGCAUGGGCUUGAAGCUACAAAAUCGCAUAUUUUAGCUGCCAGAUCUGUAGCCUCCAUUGUGAAAACUUCGCUUGGGCCCCGUGGAUUGGACAAGAUCUUAAUUUCGCAAGAUGGAGAUAUCACCAUCACCAACGAUGGAGCCACUAUCUUGUCGCAAAUGGAUUUGGACAAUGAGAUUGCUAAGCUUCUUGUAGAAUUGCUGAAGUCACAAGAUGACGAAAUUGGUGAUGGGACCACUGGUGUUGUCGUUUUGGCUGGUGCUCUUUUGGACCAAGCGCUUGAGUUGAUCGAGAAGGGUAUCCAUCCCAUAAAAGUGGCUAAUGGCUUUGACGAAGCUUGUAAGAUUGCUGUUCAACAGUUGGACGAUGUUGCAGACGACAUAAACAUCAGCACCGAAUCGUCAGACUCCAACCUUUUGAAAGCAGCCAAGACAUCCUUAGGCUCCAAAAUCGUUUCUAAGUCCCAUGAUCAUUUUGCCCAGAUGGCUGUAGACGCUGUUUUGGCAGUGGCUGACUUCGAAAGAAAAGAUGUUGAUUUCGAAUUGAUCAAGAUUGAGAAGAAGGUUGGUGGUUCCAUUGAGGACUCGAGUUUGAUCCGUGGAGUUUUACUCGACAAGGACUUCUCCCAUCCCCAAAUGCCUAAACACGUAGAAGACUGUAGAAUUGCCAUUUUGACAUGUCCAUUUGAACCUCCUAAGCCUAAGACCAAGCACAAGUUGGACAUUUCCACUGUUGAAGAGUUCAAGGUGUUGCAAGAAUACGAGCAAAAGAAAUUCCAGGAGAUGAUCGACCAGGUCAAGGAAUCUGGUGCCAAUGUUGUCGCAUGUCAGUGGGGUUUCGACGAUGAAGCUAACCACUUGCUUUUAGCCAAUGGACUCAAUGCCAUCAGAUGGAUCGGAGGUUCAGAGUUGGAGUUGUUAGCCAUCGCUACCAAUGGCCGUAUUGUGCCCAGAUUCGAAGAUUUGACAGCAGAAAAGCUCGGUAGGGCUGGAACCAUCAAGGAAUUGGAAUUUGGUACAACCAGAGACCGCAUGUUGGUGAUUGAAGAUUGUUCCAAUACAAAAGCUGUAACCUGUUUCAUCAGAGGCUCCAACGAGAUGAUAGCGGCUGAAGGAGUGAGAGCCUUGCACGACUCUAUCUGUGUGGUGCGUAAUUUGGUCAGAGACAGCCGUGUCGUCUACGGUGGUGGUGCUUCGGAGUUGACCUGUUCGAUAGCUGUGUCUGAAGCUGCUGACAAGCAAAAAGGUAUAGAUCAAUAUGCAUUCAGAGCAUUCGCCGCUGCCUUGGAUACUAUUCCUAUGACAUUGGCUGAGAAUUCAGGCUUGGACCCUAUUGAAACGUUGUCAAGCUUGAAGGCUAAACAGGCUAUCGAGAAGUCCAGUUAUUUGGGUGUCGACUGUCUCGGAAAGGGCACUAACGAUAUGAAGGAGUUGUUUGUCGUUGAUCCUUUGAUCGGCAAGAAACAGCAAUUGUUGUUGGCCACGCAGUUGACGAGAAUGAUCUUGAAGAUCAAUGAUGUUAUCAUCAGCGGCAAGGAUGAGUACUGAUAGAAUAAUUGUAGUUCAUAGUUCAUGUAUUUAAUAUACUAUACACUGA
Scheffersomyces stipitis CBS 6054 is the source of this 1721-nucleotide messenger RNA. It is a transcript of the gene CCT5, whose product is annotated as chaperonin-containing T-complex subunit. Gene Ontology annotation, cellular component: chaperonin-containing T-complex. Gene Ontology annotation, biological process: protein folding. Gene Ontology annotation, molecular function: ATP hydrolysis activity; ATP-dependent protein folding chaperone; ATP binding. The record is from RefSeq and is a predicted model, not a curated record. NCBI's taxonomy places the organism in Eukaryota, Fungi, Ascomycota, Pichiomycetes, Serinales, Debaryomycetaceae. The transcript has a single exon. The coding region runs from base 20 to 1672 and encodes 550 amino acids.